This is a messenger RNA of Carassius gibelio (silver crucian carp), 3671 nucleotides long. Its product is annotated as galactosylgalactosylxylosylprotein 3-beta-glucuronosyltransferase 1. The coding region runs from base 829 to 1905 and encodes 358 amino acids. The record is from RefSeq and is a predicted model, not a curated record. Gene Ontology annotation, biological process: chondroitin sulfate proteoglycan biosynthetic process; carbohydrate metabolic process. Gene Ontology annotation, cellular component: Golgi membrane. The transcript has 9 exons. Gene Ontology annotation, molecular function: galactosylgalactosylxylosylprotein 3-beta-glucuronosyltransferase activity. NCBI's taxonomy places the organism in Eukaryota, Metazoa, Chordata, Actinopteri, Cypriniformes, Cyprinidae.
AGGAGGCUAUGUUAGAGCCACAUAAACACAUUCAAAGAUGUGUCUCCAUGCAUUCAGGCAGCCCGACUGAGCCACGACUGCCACGCUGAAUGAAAACAGAGAAAUCAGGGGGAGAGACAAAGAACAACCACCAAGCAAACUACCACACCAUUUCUGCAGGGUCUUGCCCAUUUCCCUCUCUCUCGGAUUGUGAGAGCACGUCUGACAGGGAAGAGAGGAAAACAGGGGAGAUCUACCGGCAGAUUCGUCCCCCAGGCUCCCAAUUACAACCCGUGUUUCCACUUUGAACUAGAAGCCACAGCACAAACAAAUACAGGGAUGCUCUGACCAAAAACAAAGAAGAGAAGAGGAGAAUAAGAAAUCAAGAGAGACAAUGAGUGAGAGAAGGAGGGAUUUUCAAUGAAUGGAGCAUGCAGCAUCAUGUGGUGGAAAUAACUGCAUUUACGUAAGAUGACCCCUCUUGUGUCCACAGCCGCCCGCUAAGGACGUGACUGCCCACGUGGUCUGUCUAGAUGCCAGCAGCUCCCUCUCAGAGCCCCUGACGUCCCCUGGCAAUCUGAGAAAGACAUCCUCAUCCUCCGUUUACACACUCUUGACCCCCCGGUCUGCGAGGAUUAUUGAGUCUCCGGAUUACUGAAGUGUCCGGUUUAGCCGUGGGAGAAAGGGCACACUAUUACUUGAACUUUGGACCGCAGCAUGAGAUGCUCUGGGAGCCAGCAGCAUGGUGGAUGACCUCCAGCAUGCGGUCGUCACAGCUGGACCUCACGCUCGUGGCCAUCCGUCUUUUGUAACUAAGGGUAAUGACCAGACAUAGAACCAAUCCUGGAGAUGCCGAAGAGAAGAGAUAUUCUUGCCAUCGUGUUGAUUGUGUUACCAUGGACCCUCCUCAUCACUGUGUGGCACCAAAGUGCAAUUGCCCCCCUGUUUGCCAUCCGAAAGGUCUGUCACCAUCUAGUAAAAGAGAUCUUAAUCAUACCAGAGCGUCUAACCAUCCACCGGCAACGGCUAGCAGAUGACGGGACAGAGACUAGGCACGACACUGGACCAGCCACAGACUCAAAGGAAUAUUGCUCACAGGACAAGGACAUAGUGGAGGUGGUCCGUACAGAAUACGUGUACACAAGACCUCCUCCCUGGUCUGAUGUAUUGCCCACCAUCCACGUCAUCACUCCAACAUACAGCCGCCCCGUGCAGAAGGCCGAGCUAACACGAUUGGCUAACACCUUCCUCCAUGUGCCCAACCUGCACUGGAUUCUGGUCGAGGACUCUCAGAGGAGAACUCCACUGGUCACGAGGCUUCUGAGGGAAACGGGGCUGAAUUACACACACCUCAAUGUGGAGACCCCACGGAACUACAAGCUGCGAGGGGACACGAGAGAUCCCAGGAUUCCACGUGGCACCAUGCAGAGAAACCUGGCUCUGAGAUGGCUACGGGAGACUUUCAAAUCCAACAGCAGCCAGGCAGGAAUCGUCUACUUUGCUGAUGACGAUAAUACAUACAGCUUGGAGCUGUUUGAGGAGAUGCGAUCGACUCGUAAAGUAUCAGUGUGGCCUGUAGCAUUUGUUGGAGGUUUACGAUACGAGUCUCCAAAGGUCAAUGCAGCAGGAAAAGUGUACGGGUGGAAAACAGUAUUCGACCCUCACCGGCCCUUUGCCAUUGACAUGGCGGGGUUUGCGAUCAACCUACGACUCAUUCUGUUUAAGCCUCAGGCCUACUUCAAGUUACGAGGGGUGAAGGGAGGCUACCAGGAGAGCAGUCUUCUCAGAGAGCUGGUCACUCUCAGUGACCUGGAACCCAAAGCGGCCAACUGCACUAAGAUUCUUGUGUGGCACACACGAACAGAAAAACCUGUCCUGGUGAACGAAGGAAAGAAAGGCUUUACAGACCCCAACGUGGAGAUCUGACACCUGCUUCAGUGUCGGGAUGCCCCCAGAAGGACCCAAAAGGGGAUGGCAGGGAAAUAUUACCCAAUACCAGAUUUUUGAACAGUUUGGAUGCUUAUUCCUAUAAACCACACCUAAACAAGCUCAACAAUAUGGACCUAUUAUUCUAAAGCACAGAUUAGUCUUUUUUUUUAAGGCAAUAUCAUCAGUAUUUUGCAAGAACAAAACCAGAGGGCACUAGACAGAAAGGAAAUUAAGUAUAUUGAUGAAGGAACAUGUGAGAACUGCUAAAACUCCUCACUUCCAUGGAUUUAUAAACUCUGGACGAAGAGGAGACACAACACUCUCAAAGACUGACCAAGAGCGAACUGUUAUCCAUCUAUGAACCCAUCUAUGAUGUUCCUUCAUGUCUAAUGGAUUGAUACUUAAACAUAAAGAAGGGAAUGUCUUCUUUUUACAUAAUGUGUAUUUUAAGUUUGUUUUUGUUGUUUACAUUACUGUCUUGCUAGCACAGCACUACUGAUAUUUUGCCUUCAAAUUCAGCGUCACUUUGCAGUAUUAAACCAGUUCUAUCAUAUACCAGGGCUAGAUGCUAUACUGGAUUUAGUGAUUACGAAGUUGUAACAAGGUUCUCAUGACUAAGACCUAAAUGAUAUGAAUAGCACUCAAAUUUGUUCCUGUGCGUCCAUUGUUCCUGUUAGGACAUGCGUUGUAAAUAUAAUUUAAAGAUGAACAAUCAGAGACUUUAAAAUAAAGUGGUCUAGCAUUCAACAGAACAAACAAUGUAACUACUGUGUUUGUUACUGUAUCAGUUUAAAGUAAGAAUCCAUAGUUUACUAUUACAACUUCCAUAAAACUUCACACGUUCACAGUAGUUAAACCAAAGGAGAUAAAACUGAUGUGUAGGGUUUCACAAUGUUAGUAUUCAGUAUUAAUUGGGCUAGCCUCCGAGAGCAGCACAGAGCUCACCUUAGUAAAUAUUCAGAUGUAUUUAUGUCAAACCGAAGCUUUGGGCUUUGUAGUGGGGAUCUGUCAUGAAGACAUGUUGCUGUACUAAUGAAGCUAAUACUGAGACACCUGGGAAUCUCGAGUGAACAGAAUGUCUUUGCAUAAAACUGUGAGCAUGUGAAUAUUAAAGGCACAUCAAUGAAACUGCAUGUGCAAAAAAAUCUUAACCUGUACGAAUUUUACGAUAAAUCUGGCGUGAUUAGCAUUAGACAAAAUUUGUGGAUCUCUUUAAGCUGCCUUUUCACUGCUUACGUCAGAUUAUAAACCCAGAUUUUUUCACAAUGAUCUGAUCCUCUGUGGACAAUAGCGUUGUUAAAAAUGAGGUUCUCCAUUGGGACCUUAAGUGAUACCAUUGGCUUAAAGAACUUUUAAUGGGUACUCUCUUUAGCACCGGAUUACAAUUACUACUAAAUCAUGUUAUAUGUAAUUUGAAGUCUGUUUUUGAUAUCCUACACAAAAGCAUAGCAAACAGAUUAAUUUUAUCCUUUUAUUAAAUGAUGACUUUGCUAAUUUUCAACCAAGUUUGCAUUAUUACAAUGUUAUAAUGUAGUAGCUAUAGGAAUGGUCAAUCAUCAAAUGACAUAUUUUUCACCAUUUGACAGACAUUUCCUGACAAAUAAUUAGGGAUAUCUCAGUGCGGGUAACAUGUAGAAGUAGUACAAAUCAUACAACAUUGUAACAAUAUAAAGCUGGUUGAAAAUUGCGUAAGUUGAAAGAAUGUAAACUAUCGAUUCUGUAGAAUAGGCGUUAAUAAUAAAUAAACAUAAUUAUUUACAGUG